CGAGGAACGAGACGGCUGAGAACGCGGUACAGCAACGGUCCGUAGGCCCAGGGCUGGCUACCCGAGUCUGGUGCAGUGCGGCCGCCCGCUGAAGCCGCAGCCAUGGACACGAACGAGAUGCUCGUCCUGGAGAACUUCAUCAACGGCAAGUUCGAGUCGCUGCCCGAGACCAUCGAGAAUGUGGACCCGUCCACGGGAAUCGUCUACUCCCGCCUACCCAACAGCGGCUCGCGCGAGGUCGACAAGGCAGUGCACGCUGCCAUGCAGGCCUUUCCCAUGUGGUCGACGAAGUCUCCGGGAGAGCGCUCCAAGUUCCUCAUCCGCAUUGCCGACCUGAUCGAGAGCCGGGUGGACGAGUUCUCCCAGGCCGCGUCUCGAGACCAGGGCAUGCCUGUCUGGCUGGCGCGCACCCUCGACAUCCCACGCGCUGUCCACAACUUCCGACACUUCGCGACCACUGCCCAGUGUGACCGGGAGAUGGCAAUCCCCCAGCAGCAAUCCAACGUGCUUCAUUACACGGUCCGCUCCGCUGUGGGCGUGGUGGCGGUGAUCGUGCCGUGGAACCUGCCGCUGUACCUGCUCACCUUCAAGCUGGCGCCGGCCAUGGUGUACGGAAACACGGUGGUGGCCAAACCGAGCGAGCUUACCUCCGUCACCGCAUGGAUGCUCGCUAAGGUGUUCGUGGACGCCGGACUUCCUCCGGGCGUUGUGAACUUUGUAUUCGGCUACGGCCACAUCGUGGGCGAUGCGCUGGUGCGCCAUCCGAACACCAAGGCCAUCUCAUUCACCGGCAGCACCAAGACGGGCACCACUAUCGCCCAAAUGGCUGCGCCACACGCCAAAAAGCUCUCCCUGGAGAUGGGUGGCAAGAAUGCAGCCAUCGUGUUCGAGGACGCCGACCUCAAGAAGUGCAUCGCCACACUUAUAAAGGCCAGCUUUCUGAACCAAGGUGAGAUAUGUCUCUGCACGAGCCGCAUCUACGUCCACAAGAAAAUCUACCAAACGUUCACGGACAUGUUUGUUCAAGAAGCAAGGAAGCUGAAGGUGGGUCCACCACAGAGCGAGUCCGUCUUCAUGGGUGCACUGGUCAGCAAGGAGCAUCUGGAGAAGGUCAAGUUCUACAUCAAGCUUGCCAUGCAGGAUGGCGGCAAGGUGCUCUGCGGCGGCCUCGGGGAAGAGCCAAAGUUGCCCAAAGAGAACAAGAACGGUUAUUUUCUGCUACCCACCGUAAUCACUGACCUGCCGCACGCAUCACGCUGUAUCCAAGAGGAGAUCUUCGGGCCAGUCACCUGCCUGACAGCCUUCGAUACUGACCAUGAGGUUGUUGAAAAAGUCAAUGGAGUCGCGUAUGGACUAUGCGCCAGCAUCUGGUCUAAGGACGUCUGCCGCAUCCACAAGAUGGCUCAGCAUCUUGAGGUUGGCACCAUAUGGUGCAACUGCUGGAUGGUGCGGCACCUGCACAUGCCUUUUGGAGGGAUGAAGAUGUCCGGCGUUGGACGUGAAGGCACCGAUGCUUCCAAGGAGUUCUAUACAGAAGUGAAAUCAGUCUGUCUAGACUACAGCUAAACCGUGGUGGCUGCCAUAUGAUGCAGCACUGCAAUAAAAAUUUAGGCUGGACA
This is a messenger RNA of Rhipicephalus sanguineus (brown dog tick), 1619 nucleotides long. Its product is annotated as 2-aminomuconic semialdehyde dehydrogenase. Gene Ontology annotation, molecular function: oxidoreductase activity, acting on the aldehyde or oxo group of donors, NAD or NADP as acceptor. The transcript is spliced from 10 exons. Bases 103 to 1566 code for a protein of 487 amino acids. The record is from RefSeq and is a predicted model, not a curated record. NCBI's taxonomy places the organism in Eukaryota, Metazoa, Arthropoda, Arachnida, Ixodida, Ixodidae.